CACCUCUCUCUCUCUCUCUUUCUCUCUCUCUCUCUAUCUUCCUCAUUCAUUCACUCAACUCAUUCACUCACAUUCUUUACACGACAUCUUCAUCAUUCUAUUUCAGCAAACAAGGCAGAAAGGAAAAGAGAGAGAAAAAUAAAAAAAAAAUAAAAAAAAAAGGCAAAUAGUACAGAAAGGAAGUUCAGUGGAACCCAAGUAUUAAAUAAGACAGCAUAAUAUAUCAUAUCAUAGGAGAAAAGAAAAACGCCAUGUCGACUUCCGCACGUCGCAGAUUGAUGAAGGAUUUCAAACGCUUGCAAAGUGAUCCCCCAGGCGGUAUAUCUGGUGCACCUUGUUCUGAUAACAUUAUGCUAUGGAAUGCUGUCAUCUUUGGGCCAGGCGAAACUCCUUUUGAAGAUGGCACGUUCAACUUGGUUCUUCAGUUCGAUGAAACGUAUCCAAACAAGCCGCCGACUGUCAAGUUUGUGUCACGCAUGUUCCAUCCCAAUGUUUAUGCCAAUGGUGAAUUAUGUCUGGAUAUUCUUCAAAAUCGAUGGUCCCCCACCUAUGAUGUGGCUGCCAUCUUAACUAGUAUCCAGUCACUUCUUCAUGAUCCCAAUCCAAACUCGCCUGCUAAUGCUGAGGCGGCCAAUCUCUAUCGCGAGAACAAGAAGGAAUACACUAGGAGAGUACGAGAGAUCGUGGAAGCAUCGUGGGAGUCGUAAAACAAAUUAACAUCGACGUAUUAUUAUUAAUAAAGAAAAAAAAA
Molecule: messenger RNA, 751 nt
Organism: Lobosporangium transversale
Lineage: Eukaryota; Fungi; Mortierellomycota; Mortierellomycetes; Mortierellales; Mortierellaceae
Product: ubiquitin-conjugating enzyme E2 2
Exons: 2
Coding region: 252-707 (151 amino acids)
Biological process (GO): DNA repair; proteasome-mediated ubiquitin-dependent protein catabolic process; protein polyubiquitination
Cellular component (GO): HULC complex
Molecular function (GO): ubiquitin conjugating enzyme activity
Source: RefSeq, a predicted model, not a curated record